AUGCCAGCAGAGCGGAAGAAUCGAACAAAACGAGCCGCCUCGACGGCAUCAACAACCUCCAGGAGCAUUGCGGCGAAGAGAAGACAACCCUUCCCUCUGCCAUCCUUCUCCCUCCCACCUACAAACGACACGUCAAUCACCGUCAGAGUUCUCCCUCUACCCAUCGUCGGGAAAGGACUGGGUCCAGGACUCACCUGGACGAUUGACGAACGCCCGGCGGAACAGCUCGAAAAAGGAAGGCGUGUCAUCUUCUCCACGGACGCCCAAACGUCCGGAUUAGGGAACCUCUCGGCAAUCUCCGACCUACGUAGGCACUGGGUCACGUUCAUAGUGACUGGCGCCGAUAAGCCGUGCAGCCUACGCGUGCCGAUCCCAUGGGCGUCCCUCGGGGACUUAGAGGGAUACACACAUCAGCACCACUACUUCAACCUCCCAAACCUCCCUCCGCCGCACCCCUCCUUCGCCGAGAGACCGGCUUUCCAAAACGAGAAGGAGAACCCGUACGAGUUCGAUAUAGAAGAGGACGACAUCCCCUCCCUCGCAAAGAGAAUCACGAAUAUCACCAAUGCGUAG
Molecule: messenger RNA, 573 nt
Organism: Rhodofomes roseus
Lineage: Eukaryota; Fungi; Basidiomycota; Agaricomycetes; Polyporales; Fomitopsidaceae
Exons: 1
Coding region: 1-573 (190 amino acids)
Source: RefSeq, a predicted model, not a curated record